Messenger RNA from Porites lobata, 957 nucleotides. Lineage: Eukaryota; Metazoa; Cnidaria; Anthozoa; Scleractinia; Poritidae. The record is from the annotation of a GenBank genome assembly.
AUGGAGUUCAAUGUCCGUCUGGCUGGAAAUGAAGAUUACCAAGCAGUGCUGGAAAUGUCCAAGGGACAUUAUGAAGGACAUGACAAUGCCCCAUCUUGUUUUAAACAAUGGCUACUAAGGGACAAUAUUACGGUGCUAAUUUCCACUUACCGACAAAAGGCCAUUGGACUCUGUGCAGUAAGCAUUGUCGAUGAGGGUCAAACAUUUUUCUCUCAUGGGCUUAGAAUACACCCACAUUAUAGAGGAAAGGGGUUUGGAACUCAAUUAAUCUUGGCUGUCCGAGAGUUUGUGCGGCAAAAUUAUCCAAGUGUUCUACGCGAAAGAUAUACCACAGGAAACACCCAUCAUGCUAGGCUAGCAAUUGCUGCCAAGACUCAAGAUAAGCUACUGUUUGAGCAAGAUUCCUAUGCAUUUGUCGUAAAGGAUAGAAUUCAGCUAACUAAACUUGACGGCCUAAAUUCCUCUUGUCCGUCCAUGGUAUACAAGUAUGAUGUAGAGAAAUUCAAGAAAGAUUUAGAAAAAAGCCAAGAUUUAUUCAAACAAGGAAUCAUGGUGAUUAACUACGAACCGUAUAAAGCAGUACCAUCAAAUGUUGACCUGUGUAUAGAAGAGGGCGACUGUUUAUUUACUGACAGAACACAAGGACUCUAUCUGCCACAGUCCAACCAACUUCGUUCCUUCAGUCAUGGAUGUAUUGUCCGCGCAGCUAAAUUUACACAGUGGGCUGUGACGGUCUUCACAAAUGACUUGACACUUUUUCAAGGCCAUCUUUUGGUAAACCUCCAAGUUGCCUGUCAGAAUAUUCAGGGAGACAUCAUAUUUCGCAUCAACCAUGAUCGUGACAAGUUCUUAAAAGAAACAGCUGUAAAGUUAUUGCAGGGAACCCUUGGGUUGGAACCGGAGACAACAAGAUUUGAAGACUUCUAUGCUCUGUUAUUUGAAAAGGAACUUUACUGA